AUGGAGGUCUGGUCAGGUCCAAUCACUGGCGUUGGGGACAUAUCCCAAGUGAAAGGCAUCUCACUCCUGGUCGAACCACCUUUGACGGGUCAAUGCCCACUGCGCAAGGAUGCCCAGCUCUCACUUCGCGCCUUUGUGAACCCCUUCCUUAUUCCUUAUUACGCACGAUUAGGCCCCGCUCUCAAGGUUUGCGUCAAAGACUCCGAAAUGAUAGAAUGGUGGAAAUGCAGACUGUUAAAAGGUGUCUAUGAUGAGCACGAGGACAAGGACGGUCUCCUGGAUGGCUCGCUGCCUAUACAAUGCCCAACAGGGAUGCUUUUGGCAGUUGAAGAACCGCAACGAUGUCCCAGCGCUGCCAGUGGCUCUGACAAUGAUGUGACGGAUAUCCUUGUUUAUGGGGAGCUUUGUUUUCCUUCUCCGCAUUCAAAGCGGUCACCAUCUCCUCCAUUGCCAUCCCCUGCUUUCCCCAACGAAAAGUUGGGAGCCUCGAAUGACAAUGAAGCCAGCACUCCGGAAAGGGAAUUACGUAUUUACGCUGUCAUGCUUUGUUCGGGACUCAUUGCAAAGGCUGAAGCUUUACCAUCUCCCCCACUUACCCCGAAGCCAGGUCCUUUCGCAUGUAAUGACGGUAAUGAUAAUGACAAUAAUAACGAUCACGGUAACGAGGAAUUUGCUGAAUUCUUCCUCGAACAUCGAUCUCCAUGUCCCAAUCGGAAGCGGAUGGCCAGCAUUUUCGACGCGGCGACUGAAUACCAUAAAAAGGUUCGACGGAAAGGCGGCGAGGCGGUUGCGCAGCUCAUGUCACGCAGGUUGUCGUCAGUGGCGGCGGUAGCAGCCCAUCAACUGCCGAAUUCUGCAAAUAUGAAGAUUAAGAAGGAGUCUUCGGAUAUAUCUUCUUAUAAUGAUAAUAACAUAUCUAGCAAGGUCAUUGCACAUAAACCUCGAACGCUGUCGAUCAGCAGGAUUAUGAAGGUACCCAAGCAACCUUCACCUGCUACACCACGCAAUUCCACUUCGAACAUCGGUGCACGACCACGAACGGCGAAUGUCUCGAGUCGAACAAGCACGCCUGCGACUCUUCCACCACAGCAACAGCAACAGCAGGAUACGCAGAAAUCCCAACCACAGCUAACCUCCGCGUCGCCCACUAAAAUCAUCGCCACAAACAAGGCAAUAUUAACACGAACUAUUCUAACAUGCAUGCGUUUAUAUGGGUUCCAUCGAAAUUCGCGGACGAGCAAUCCAGUUCCCGCCACUGGUCAAUCGAAACGACCCUCGCAAGCAGAGACGGCGGAUGCUGAUUCCCUAGUUGUUCCCACGACGAAGCCGGCGAUGAUUCCGAAGGAAUCUCAGUCGCACUCAAGACCAUCAACAGCUAUCUUUAUACCUGCCGCUGCUUCCCCCGAAAUAGAUGAUGACGAUGAUUUCAAAGCUAUGUAUCAUGCUACGUAUCGCGCGGCGUCGUUCGCCCUAAGGCGGUAUUUGAAGGACGUUCCUAAUGGGUCAACAGCUACUGGGAAUUCAGUGGUUGCGGGAGAAGACGGACUAAUCAAGGCGUCUCAUGAAGUGACGGCAGCGAGUGUGCCGAUUUUAGAGAGGGAGAAAGCUACGGAUCUUGUGGAUGGGUUAUUGAGGUUGUUUUGUGAGGCAUAG
Molecule: messenger RNA, 1653 nt
Organism: Histoplasma capsulatum G186AR
Lineage: Eukaryota; Fungi; Ascomycota; Eurotiomycetes; Onygenales; Ajellomycetaceae
Exons: 2
Coding region: 1-1653 (550 amino acids)
Source: RefSeq, a predicted model, not a curated record